CUCCAGGAAUUUUACCCAUGGCAAUUGGGGAUGUCUUCAAGACAAUCUGUGGAAUUCCAGAUAGGGAAUUUUUACUCCGCAUCUCAUAUUUGGAAAUUCAUAAUGAGACAGUAAAAGACCUGCUGUGUAGUAGCAUCAGGAAGAAAAAACCUCUUGUUGUUCGGGAAGACAUCGGUAGGAACAUCUAUGUGGAAGAUCUGAUUAAAGAGGUGGUGAUUUCUCCAGAGCAAGUUAUGAGCUGGCUACAAAAAGGCGAAAGUGAGAUUGCAUUUCUCAAGUGGCUGACAAUUCUGAAACCCAUUUAUACAAGCUUUGUGCCUUAG
This is a messenger RNA of Heteronotia binoei (common prickly gecko), 323 nucleotides long. RefSeq names its product centromere-associated protein E-like. Gene Ontology annotation, biological process: microtubule-based movement; mitotic cell cycle. Gene Ontology annotation, molecular function: microtubule binding; plus-end-directed microtubule motor activity; ATP binding. Lineage: Eukaryota; Metazoa; Chordata; Lepidosauria; Squamata; Gekkonidae. The transcript has 3 exons. The record is from RefSeq and is a predicted model, not a curated record. The coding region runs from base 18 to 323 and encodes 101 amino acids. Gene Ontology annotation, cellular component: microtubule.